AUGAAUACUUUCACUGCAAUAAUAUUGUGUUUGGUGUUAUUUAAUGCAGCAAUGUCGUUGGAAGUAUUCGAAAAAAGAAUUUAUGUUGCUCAAAAUAAAGCAGAUUGUGUUGGCACAGUUCCAAUGAGAUGUUUCCUAGUAAAAAUGGCACCUAAUGAUAGAUGGGAGUUUCAUUUUGAUAAUAUUGAUAAUUUCAAUUAUGAUGAAGGAUUUCAAUAUGAAUUACUGGUUGAAGAGAAAAAACAUGACAGACCUGUUGCGGAUCGUCCGUCAUUCACAUGGUCACUACGUAAAAUAAUUCAGAAAAAUAGAGUUCAUGAAAUUGCAGAGGUUGGACACCAUUAG
Messenger RNA from Didymodactylos carnosus, 345 nucleotides. NCBI's taxonomy places the organism in Eukaryota, Metazoa, Rotifera, Eurotatoria, Philodinida, Philodinidae. The record is from the annotation of a GenBank genome assembly.